AAGCCGAGACAAGGGCACAAACUGCUGUACACACCGCACAUACCAACGAUGGUGGGUGUCGAAGAACUGGCGAGGAAGAAAAGAGGGUCAAGGUCACUACCAAAAUCCUCCGAGAACCACGUCAUGGCUGCCGAGCCCGAGGAAACUACCUUGACAGAUGCAACCAGGGUGAUCUCGGCAAGGGAUGCCCCUUCCCUGGCUGUCUUCUUCAGGAAUCUCUUCGGCCCAGCGGCCUCGCGCGCAGGUCCCCAACACGUUUGUCUCAAGCGGGCUUUCGCUCUCCUCGAGAGCCGUUGGAGUCUGGAUGCCGAGGAGGGAGCCUACCAGUUGCCCACGACCGGUUUCCACAAACCUCAUGUCCCGUUUGGCGAGUCCUUCCUCUCGCCGGAGGUGUUCGUGAGCGUUGUGGCGUUCUUGGAAAUGCCCCAGACGGUGCAGAGCGCGCGAACUUCAAAGGCGUGGUGGCGCAAUGGUGCAGUCCCUAUCUUACUACACAGCUGCUAGAGGCCAGGCAUGGACCAAGAGCUUACUCGUCCACGACAUGGUUGUUGCCCUACGCGGAACGCCGUCGUAUGUUGGCACGGAAGCAUAUCUGUGUGUGGCGUUCAUCGUCGUACUUCCCAUGUAUCAGGCCAGCUUCCUUUCCGAGCAGUUAUUUCCCGGCGAAGGCCGUCUUUAUCUUUGCUUGUUUCAUCCACGUGCGUGCAAUGUAGUGGACCACAAUGCUUGGUGUCUCUCCUCCAGGUUUGUGCAGGUCUUUCGUAGCAGACAGGCAGAAGAAGCAUUGGCAACAAGCAGUGUUCCUUUUGCGUUCGUUGGUAGAGGACUGACUGGAUGCCGCGGUUGGUUGCGUUAUUUGAAAGCGACGAUUCAUUCCAUUCGUCGAACUUGAGGCACAACGUACGGGUGCGGACGUCACCAGGACAGGACCCUAUCGUGGUCGCCUGAGGCCGACAGCAUCAACAUCCGUAUAUUUUGUUGUAUGACACCUCGUGUUCAUGCUACAGCGUCAUGCCUCAUGUGCCAUCCUCUCAAUGAUCUGGUUUCAUGUAUCGGGCAAAUGUCAUACAUGUCAUGCGCAGAAAGCCAUUGGGAUUCCCAAGACGAAUGGUCCACCGUCUCUCGCGCAAAACAACGUGGACCCCUACCUCUCACGUUCACGAACAGGGAGACAUAAGACAAACGAAUACAACUCACACGACCCUAACUGCACCAGGUAAACAAACACACACGACGGUAAAACACUUCCCUCGACAAAAGCAAGAACGAGUAUGUACGCUGACGCACACCAGCAAAACAUCGUCUAUCGUUCUCCACACACUCGUCCACCCACCCUCUCCUCAACCAUCUACACGAAAUCAGGUGCAUGACCAACCAAACAACUUUGGUGAACAAGCACGAACCUCAACAACCGAUUACCGAGACCAUCCGUACACUCCUCUCUUUCACCCACCUCGCUGCCAACCCUACUCCUGUUCAUCCCCGGCCCCUCCUCCGUACAAUUCCGCCAUCCUAGCGUGGUGCUCCCUGCUGGUCAAUCUCGCCGCAAGGGCACGCACCCAAACAUGCUGGGCCUCCACCGACUCCGCGCGAAUGACGAGCGUGCCCGUUUCGGCCGGGUUGUGGAAGACCACCAACGCCACCGCGUCCCGUUCGUUGGUCGCGUCUUCGCCCUUCCCCCCCCCACCGCCGCCGCCCCCAGCCCCUGCGCCGCCGACCCCGCCGCCCGCCCUGCCCCAAGGCGUGAAGGGGGGCGUCACCAGCGCCACCCUACUCGGAUCAAGCUGCACGGACUCCUUCACCCUGGUCUUGGUGCGCGUGCGGAACAGCGUAAACCGUGUCGCGUCCAGAACGCACCAGCGCUUGCGGACUUUGGGGGCUCCGUGUGCCCUUGCUCUGAUGGCCAUGGCGGCCCGGGAGAUGCCCCCGCCGCCACCUCCGCC
This is a messenger RNA of Ectocarpus sp. CCAP 1310/34, 1943 nucleotides long. The record is from the annotation of a GenBank genome assembly. NCBI's taxonomy places the organism in Eukaryota, Phaeophyceae, Ectocarpales, Ectocarpaceae.